UGAAGAUUUGGCAACCUUGCGAUGAUUUUUCUAAACCCAAAUCAGUAUGUGUACUAGUGUUAAAUUUCUAAACCGAUCGAAUGUUCGUCCGUUUCGUACUUUGAAAUUUGAACGUACACAUUAAACAGGCAUUGUGUAUUUCAGGUCGAAAAAUAGAUACAGAUAAAAAAAAAUGAAUCUUCUUUCUUUGCCUAACGAAGUUUUAAUAUGGUACAUCUUUUCACUGGAUACUAUUUCCAUAUCUGACUUGCAAAGUCUUAUGGUUUCCUGUCGGCCUUUAUACAAUAUUAUUCGAGAAUCAGAUGAGCUAUGGAGGCUCAAGUUCAUUCAAAGGUGGGGCAAUUUUCUUUCGCAGACUCCCAAUAGCUAUGAAAAUGUUUGGUUCGAGUGGACAACUAUGAGAUUAAAGAAAGCAAAAGAAGUUCAAAAAGCUGUUCAAAACAUGUCCUCUGUAGCUUAUCCAUUGGGUCAAUCUCCCCUCAUUGUGAUCAACGAGUUGAUUGCGGGGCCAUAUCCCAUUCCUGAAUAUGUGCAGAAUGAACUUGAAGAAAUCAUCUAUGACAAGAAAAUAAGAGAAAAUAAAACCACACUUCACUAUGCCAGAGAUGUAUUAGUCAAAGUGAGGAUCUCUAUACUGGACAAAAAGUGGAGAGAUUUUAUGGCCCAACCAGAAUCUCAAAAGUCUCUGUUUGAGGGAGUUGCACUUAUAUCACAGUGGGCAACAUUGGAACAUGGAAAAGGACAAACUUGUUUGAAAGACCUGGAAAGCUCCAUUGAAAAAAUAACUGAUAGAGUGAAACAACUGCUGGAAUUGGAAGUGGGAAAAGUAUCAUGUGCUAGCACUGAUGAUCCAAACAAGAAAAAUCUUAAAAUUUUGGAUUCCAUAAACCAAGUUAUGUUCAAUGAAUUGGGUUUUAAAAAACUUCCAAAUUGUGAUACUUCUGAUUACAAUCUCUAUUGUAAAUUUCAAAAGGCGUUUGAAAGAAAGAAAGGUUGCCCACCAGUUUUGUGUGCCAUCUAUCAGGAAGUGACUAGGAAAAUGGGCAUUGUUUGCAAGGCGGUUUAUUGUGGCCAGAAUUAUAUUCGCGCUAGUUUGUAUCCAUCCCUAGCAGGGUCGGUCGACUCGGUUAUGACUCGUUUAACGCAUUUUGUGUGGAGCCAAUAUGAUGAAUUUGGGCAGGACUCUAUGAGAGACGAUUUGUUAUUCUAUAUGCGAUUGGAGUGCUCCAUGUCGCCCCAAGACCCAAACAUAAUCACGCGCUACGCAGAAGACUGUAUACGUUUGGGCAUCCAAUUAGACGAUGCAAUCCAACUACUUCAAAAUAAUUUCUCAAGUCUCAAGUCUCAAGAAUAUGGGCCUUUUAUUGGUAAUGUAUUUCCUCCGAGUCCAUCGAAAAUGUUAGAGAAAUAUCUUGAGAAAUGUAUCAGUAAGCUCAACGAACAAAAAGCUGAAAUCGCUGCAGCGAAAACUGUUCAUCAUCGGCCGUCCUCGUUAAAAUUUUCAGUUGGUCUCGUUGUGAUUUGCAAUUACAAAAAAUGGGGAAGAAACUUUAGGAAGCCUUGCGUUAUUGUGUCAUGGAAUGUGAAGUUCCAAGAAUCGAAUGAAUGGAAAUCCAAGGUGACAUGCUAUGAUGGUUGUUGUUGUUGUUACAACAAAGAAGAUUCAGACGAUGUGAUAGUUGAUGAAGACGAAGCUUGUUCCCGAACAAAGAAAGUCAUUCCCAGCCAAGAUCAGCCGCACUAUCAUAUCUUGAUGGUUGAUAGUGAUGAAGAUAACCCCCAAUUUCAAUUAAACGUUCCUGAAGAAACCUUGGAGCUCCUUCCUGCGGCUGUUCCCAUCGGGCAUGAUAAAAUUUGGGUUCAUUUUGAGAGAUUCGACGGCCGUAGGUACUUGCCGAAUGCGGAGAAAGGAGCCCAGUUUCCCGAGGAUGAAGCAGUCACCUUAUCAUUGAUUGGAUAACUCAAACUGGUCAAUAUUUCUUUCUUUUUUUUAAUGGGUUUUACGGACCGUUCACUUUUAUUUCUUUAUUUUUUUCUCUCUUAUAACUUGGAAGCUUCUUUUUGUUGUGAAAGUUGAACGUCGUCGGCUUGAAAAUUCCGUAAAUCUUGAAUUCCAUUAAAUUAAACUUUUUGUGUCGCAGAA
Messenger RNA from Daphnia pulicaria, 2143 nucleotides. Its product is annotated as F-box only protein 21-like. NCBI's taxonomy places the organism in Eukaryota, Metazoa, Arthropoda, Branchiopoda, Diplostraca, Daphniidae. The transcript has 7 exons. The record is from RefSeq and is a predicted model, not a curated record. Bases 173 to 1960 code for a protein of 595 amino acids. Gene Ontology annotation, molecular function: protein binding; DNA binding.